Molecule: messenger RNA, 680 nt
Organism: Loxodonta africana (African savanna elephant)
Lineage: Eukaryota; Metazoa; Chordata; Mammalia; Proboscidea; Elephantidae
Product: RNA polymerase I subunit D
Exons: 2
Coding region: 83-472 (129 amino acids)
Biological process (GO): DNA-templated transcription
Cellular component (GO): RNA polymerase III complex; RNA polymerase I complex
Molecular function (GO): DNA binding; protein dimerization activity
Source: RefSeq, a predicted model, not a curated record
GCUUCGCCUGCACGUUGCGCGGUAUGGGGCAGAGCCUCCGGUCCGCCAGCACCACCUGAGGAGCCCGGAACCUGCCGCCGCGAUGGAGGACGACCAGGAGCUGGAGAGAAAAACACAAGGAUCGAAGACCUCAGUGGCUGAAGGCGAGAGGAAGACUGCCCUGGAAAUGGUCCAGGCAGCUGGAACAGAUAGACACUGUGUGACAUUUGUAUUGCACGAAGAGGACCAUACCCUAGGAAAUUCUCUUCGUUACAUGAUCAUGAAGAACCCAGAAGUGGAAUUUUGUGGUUACACUACGACCCAUCCUUCAGAGAGCAAAAUCAAUUUACGCAUUCAGACACGAGGUGGUCUUCCAGCCGUUGAGCUGUUUCAGAGAGGCCUGAAUGAGCUCAUGAGUGUCUGCCAACAUGUGCUUGACAAGUUUGAGGCAAGCAUAAAGGACUAUAAGGACCAAAAAGGCAAUCAGAAAUGAGUCUACAUUCUAGCCCCUUAUGCACCAUAUGACAAGGAUACUCUAGGAUAUUUUCUUCACGAUCAUGCACAACCCAGAAGUAGAAUUGUGUGAUUAAAGCAUGAUCUAGCCUUCAGAAAGGUGUGCUUCUAGCUAUUGACCCAUUGCAGCUGUUGGAUUCCCUGCAAGUAUUUUUGUAUUCUCUUGAAUAAAUUCCCUCUUAUUUAAA